AUGGAGAUGAAGCCAGUUGGUUAUAUAAACUCCUUGUUCACAUUUAAAAAUGGAACUCCUCGACAGCCAUCGGUAUGUCCAUUUGCCCGUGGUUCACUUAAAAUUGAUAAGUCCAUCUUCACAAACCCAGAGCAUUCACUGGAGGGUCUGGAGGAGUUUUCUCAUGUGUGGUUAAUAUUUAUUUUUCAUAAAAACAAUGCAGAAUAUAUGAAAGCUAAAGUUAAACCUCCAAGACUGAAUGGAAAAAGAGUUGGACUGUUUUCGACACGAUCUCCAUAUCGACCCAAUGCAAUUGGACUUACUCUAGCAAAACUAGAAGCUGUCUCAGGAAGCACAUUGCAUCUCAGUGGUAUAGACCUGUUAGACGGUACACCAGUGUUAGAUAUCAAACCUUAUAUCCCAGAGUAUGACUCACCUCCAUCAUCGUGUAAAAAUAAUUCUACUGAUGAGGAAGUUUUAAAGGAGACUUUGGAUGAUCCUGCCAAUGAGAAUCAAGAAUUAAAGUCACUGGCCUCUGACGUAGAUCAAGUGAACAAACAUAUCACAACCUUUACAGAGGAUGGCCAAAUUAAAGAACCCAAGCUAAAGCACUUAAAUGAAAAUGAACAUAAAGAUGGAAAAGAUCCUAAUUUAACUCCUGAGAACCAUAAAUGUAACAGUGAAAUAUCUUGUGACAAUAACAAUUUAAACAGUGAACCUCUUACACAAUGUUCUAGCAGUCCUGAAGUUAAAUCUGCAAAAUGGAUUUCAGAUGCACCUGUAACAAAAUUGUGUGUAACAAUCACAGAGAGGGCUAAUUCUCAGCUGCAGAAGUUUUCCAAAAGUGCCAAGAAUGAUGAAUUUAGACUAAAAUUUCUAGAUUCUGCAGAUGAAGCUCUAGAGGCCAUCCGUGCCAUUCUCUGUGAAGAUCCACGAUCAAUCUAUAGACGUCAAAAGUGUGUGGACAAUUUGUAUUACUUCACAGUGGAUGUGCUGCAUGUAACUUGCUGGUUUGAUGAUGACUUAGUGGAAAUUGUUAGAAUACAACCUAUUUCACAUGCUCAACAUCUUCAACUUCCUAAAUAAAUAGAUGUAAAAUAAAAAUAUAUCUACGUAAA
Molecule: messenger RNA, 1097 nt
Organism: Saccostrea echinata
Lineage: Eukaryota; Metazoa; Mollusca; Bivalvia; Ostreida; Ostreidae
Product: tRNA (adenine(37)-N6)-methyltransferase-like
Exons: 3
Coding region: 1-1065 (354 amino acids)
Source: RefSeq, a predicted model, not a curated record